AUGCCUCCAAAAAAGAUGGAAAAAACCGUUACGGCAUCUUCAACAACAACCACAUCAAACAGCACCACAAGAAAGAAGCAAACCUCCUCCAACAACGAUACAAAUUCGGGCACUGCUCGAGCUGGUACUAAUGGGAAAAAUCAACAACAAAAAAGGCCCUUGGAAGAUGAGUAUUUGGACAAUGACGAUAACAUUAUUGAUGAUGAUGAAGAAAUUGUUAUCGGAGAGCAAUCGCUUUUAUCAGUGGGGAGUAGUAGCGCGAUAGGCAAAAAUUCCGUGAACAAGAAAUCAUCAUCAACAACAAAAAACAACAACAGCUAUGAUAUGCAUGAAAAAUUAGAACCAUCCCAAAAGAAAACUAAACCCAAUGAAUCAUGCAGUACAAGCUCCAAUGUGAAUAUUUCAAAAACCAACAAGGAGUUACAGAGCUCAGAAAUGGACACUAUGAGUGGCGAUCAACAAGGAUGCUCAGAAAAAACAACUGCUGUUGCAAACUUGAAUGCAUAUAAAAUUGUGGAUGCUCACACAGGAAAGAAAAAGACGAUAGGACCAAAACACAAAAUAACCUCUCUCAAUCAGCUGAAACAUGCUAUUUGUGAAGUAUUCAAACUAAAAUCAGUGAAUGAUAUCGAGUCUAUUCGUAACUUGGAUGAUAAAAACAUAACGGAUGCUGAUUUACAAAUUGCAUCAUCUUUGGAUGGAAAAUCCAACAAGAACGAUCUCAAUGAUAGCACUGUGGUAGUCAUUGACGACACGAACCAAAACAGCUAUUCCACUAAAAAUUUACCACCUACUUCAACGCAUGGAUAUUUCAUACUAACCUUGAAAUCCAAUACCACCUCUGAAAACUCCUCUAAGGUUAAAGCUAAUUUACAAUUAACUGUAGAUAUUGUACCUCAUGUAAAUAUUCUCAUUCAUGGUGGAGACGAAUAUGAUUUUAUAACCGCUUUAGCAGAAGUUAUUGACAACUCCAUUCAAAAUACUGUACUAAAUAAGAAUGACAGAAUUAUAGACAUUCGUUUUGAAAAACCAUCACAUAAUAAUGAAUUUAAAAGCAAGCUGCACAUUUGGGACAACGGUAGAGGAAUGAAUUUCAAAACGCUUGUCAAUUGGGCAACUUUGGGUAUAACAGACGCUCCAGUCGAUGAUGCUCAGAUGUCUGCAAAGACAAAGUCUGAGGUUCCAAGAAGGCGUGUUUUUGACAAAUUUAUAACUUCUGAUUUUAGUAGGUAUGGAGUGGGUUCAAAGAAGGCAAUUUUUAAUCUUGGCGAUCAAGUGACUCUAGUUUCUAAACCAAAAGAUUCUCGUUUUGUUUAUGAAGUCACCUUGUCACGACAAAAAUUAGAGGAAGAUUUUGGCUCUGGAAAAGAUAAACAAUGGAAAGCGGACUGCAUCUCACGUCCACCCUCUGACACUGAAAAACAAUGGGAAAGCUUUACGCACUUCACCAUUUCUGAUAUUAAGAAGGUCUAUGUAGAUCGUUAUGAUGCAAGUCUUAUUAAGAAAAGGCUAGGCCACAUUUACCACUAUUAUAUUUAUGGAACAGAUGGAAAUAAGGAGGGUCGAGACAUUAUCGAAGACGACGAUGAAUUUUCUGAUACUCAAGACGAGCUUGAAGAGGACAGUGUACCUGCCAGCGAUGAAGAUGAACCUACAAAAACAUCCAAAUCUUCUUCCCAACAAAGUAGCACAUCGUCCUCUCAGAAGAGGUCAACAAAGAAGGCUCUCAGUGAUGAAGAAGAUUUUAUCGAUUUCCGUAAACCAAAAAAUGUAAUUAUUAAGGUUGACGGAGUUCCCAUUUCUUCUGAAGAUAAGGAUUUGGAAUCUCUGUAUCUACAGGAAGGAAAGGCUCCAUUCUCGUUUGAGAUAAAAUUGAGCGUGAAAAAUAGUGACAGCGUAGGCACAGGACUGGAGCUGAGUAUGCCAACUCAAAGCUCAGGAAUUUCCAUUGUCAAUAGCACUGUGAGAGGAAUUAUUUAUUACUAUCCAUUUAAACAAGGCCGUGAAACGUUGCCAAUACCAGAGGAACUGUAUUUGGAAGGUGGCAAGUAUGUCCCUACAGAUCAAGAAGUUCCCCUCAGCGAAAGAAAUCCAGGAUUUGAAUGUUUUUGGAAUGGAAGAUUAUUGGCCAAUGAGAAAAUCAAGAAUUUACCAUGGAUGGAAAAGGAGCGAAGUAAUCGUGACAUUCCUGACAAUUGUUAUCGACGAGUGAAGGGAAUGCUAUUUUUUGAUUAUGCUUUUGAAGUUUCUGCAAACAAAAUGUAUCUUUGCAAACAGACGCCUCUAUGUCAGGCGUUAUUGAAUUAUACAGACAGGACUUUGAUGCAACGAUAUCGCAAAUGGAUAAAAGAGUGCCACAAAAAACUCGAUGAAGAAAUCAUUUUUGAUGAGUGUGAUCUUGAAAGAACUCAGAAAGAAGGAAAGGGACUAAAAACAUUCUACAAAAGAAUCAAACAUGGACAAACCUCAUACAACGUUGGAGAUUACGUAGUCAUGAAAACUAGACCUAAAAUUAUUGGCACACUUGUUGACAUGUUUAGAGAUUUGACCUCUGAAGAAUAUACUGUGACCGCAGUGGUUAAGGAAUGGACUCCUGAAAGUCAAAACGAUGAUACAAGCAAGAUUUCUGGGCAAUGCUUUCCAAUAUCCAAAAUUCAGAGCGUCUUAACCAAACAAGAAUUCAAAUCAGAAAUUAGCAAGAUGAAAAACAAAUUACCAAGUUAUAUUGACGUUGUUGACACGCCGAGUGUGAGUGCAAGAGAGAGACGUCCACCUCCUGAUCCAGUCACAGCGGGCUAUGUACUGAAAUACAUCUCAGCGAGCAUUAUGACAGGUGAUCACAAAGUCGUUACCGCUCAAGUAUAUCCUAUAACGCUGACAAUCCGAUAUGAGGGAGAAAAUGAGAAAGAGCAAAAGUUUGAAGCCUCUAUCACUUCCACAAAGGCUUUCAAAAAAGGUAUCCAUUGUUUUAAGCCAUACAAACUCAAGCCAGAGUUCAAUAUAGCUGGUACAUAUCUACUUGAAUUAUCUUCGACAGAAGAUAGUGGAAUCAAAUCCAAAGUUGUGAAAUUAGAUGUGGUUCCUGCUGGGCCAACCGAUCUCAAAAUUUGCAGUGAAAUACCACAAGUUUCAAAGCUGUUCUCUACUCUAAAAGUAGACAAGAAUUUGACAGAAGAUGCUGUGGUGUUUUUCUUGAAGAAGGAGAUUUCACCCAUUGUAAUUGAACAACUGGAUCCUUAUGGAAACUUUGUUCCUUUCACCACAUCUGGAAACCUUUUGAACGAACAGCUUAAAAUCACCACAAGUGACGAUUCUAUUGUGCUGUCGUCCUAUAAUGUGUCGUUUACUAAUGAUAAGAGGCUGCAAAUCAGUAAUUUGUGUAUCACCAAUGCGCACAUUGGAAACGCAAAAUUUUUAAACACCAAAUUGCUUAUUUCGUUUGGAAUUUUGAGCGUGUUGGAGCUGAAAAUAUUUGUAUUGGCUGGAGAAGUUUUCUCAAUUGAAUUAUCAGAGGACUCAAAAGCGAUCUUGAAGAAUAAUUCUGUGAAAAAAACAUUGCCAGAAAUUGAAGCCAGAUUGCUCGAUGAAAUGGGCAAUUGUGUUUUUCUAAAACCAGAAUAUGAUGAAGAUGAAGAGGUUAGUGAGCUUUCUCCACUUCUAAAGGGAGAUGCUCUUAAAGAAGACGUUCGAGGUGUCUUAAAUGUUGAGACAGGAUAUUUUGUGUUUAAAGGAGCAACAGUGCAUUCUGACACCAAUAGUUCACAAAGAAAAGAAACAGAAAUCAUGUUGUGCUGCAACAAAAUUUUCAUCACCAUUCCUCUCACGAUUGAGGCUAUUUCAACAAUCAAGCCAUCCACUUUCAGUUUAAUUCCUCCUGAUACUGAUAAGCAUAUGGUUAAGGAUCGUCAACCAUUGAAAGCAAAUGUUCAAGCCAUUGUUGGAUCAGAAUUGGUGGGAUGGAAACUUGAACUCGGUAAUGAAAUGUACGAAAGAAUGGUUUUUGAUGGUUAUGCCCGCACAUCAUGGAGUAAUGCUAACCUAUUGCCUAUUGAAAGUGGUAUUUGUCUCCUUCCAACGUUGGUGGUGCCCCAAUCGGCAAAAACCACCAAAUAUACAAUUGAUAUUCUCAGCAAGUCUUCCCAAAACGAAGAUUUAAUGCAAGAUGAAGAUGGUGACCAUGAUAUCAACCCUGAAUUCAUCAUUGCAAAUUUUACAAUUCAUUUAAGAAGUGUCAAUGGCGCUCCCUGUAUUUUUAAAAUUCAUAGGAAGAAGCAAGUGUUAGAAACAGUCAAAUGUGAACAACCGUUCUCAAUCAAGUGCUCAAUUAUGGAUGCGUAUGGAAACACUCUCGAUCCUCAUGAGGAUAAGGAAAUAUAUCCAGAGCUAGAACACAUCGAUGCUGAUAUUGAAAUUGUUUCACAAUUGCAUGGCGAAUCUGAAAAAAUCGAAAUUGCCUCACCUGAAAAGAUGAAAAAAAUCACAACGACACAUGGCUAUUUGAAAUUUUGCAAUAUUUCUCUAAUUGGACCAACUGGUGAAUUCCACUUUAAAGUUGUUGAUCGAAGCGGAAAGAUAAAGGAAGACAAGAUUGAACAUGUCAUGCUCGAGCCUGGUCCUCCUCAUUCAUUACGAAUCAAUGAGACCAUUGGAGAAGUUAUUUUUGAUGUUGAAAACCUUGGCUUAACACCUACAUUUUUUGUGACCAGCCACGAUAUCUUUGGUAACAAAAUUUUGUCUCAUGGAACUUACGAAAUUGAGCCUCCAGAAACUGGUAUUGAUAUUGUUCAAUAUGAAGGAGAGAUCAAUCAGUCAAUGUCCCUUAAAGUCGAUGAGGGGCGUGCAUAUAUGCCUCAAUUCUGGAUUAAUGGAGUAGAAGGUCAUCAUAGUUUUUCGAUCCAAUGCCCAAAUACAAAAAUAGAAAGCGCAUAUUUCAAGCUUAAUGUUAAAAAAGGAUCCCAUCCCACUUCUUUAAAGAUUCUUAACAAGGUCAGCCAACUGAAAGCUGGAGAUUUUAUGGAUCCCUUUGAGGUAGUGGUACUUGGAGAAAAUGGACAACCAGUCAAGGCUCCCGCACAGUUGCAUUUAAAUGUUACAGAUCCUCAGGGAAGUGAUAAGAGACAUUUUGUUUCUAACACGUCGAAGAAUGACUUGUCUUAUACAUUUGCAAGUAGCGAAAGAGUAUUCAUCAAAGCAGGAGUGUAUCGCUUCAAAAUUGCCUUAGACCUUUCAAGUUUACCCAGUAUUAUUCCCCUAGGAUUACCCAACUCCCUAACCGAGUUAUUUGAUUUAGUGGUGACACCCGAUGAGCCAGCAGCGUUAGAGAUUGAGAAUGAUACGUUCCAACUCCCAGUUGUCACAAAUUGUGCAGAAGAUAUCGACAAAAGAUCAUUUUGGGAAGAAUUAUCUCUUAAAGUGGUAGACAAACAUUCCAACACGGUCAUUGCUGACGACAAGAUCAAAAAAGUUACCAUUUCAGUUGAGAGAAGUGAAGAGAGUAUGGAUAGCGAGCUACCCGAGUUGGAAGGACAACUCGAGGCCAAAUUCGAGAAUGGUAGAGCCAAAUUUUCUAGAUUGAGUAUUAAGGAAGGUUCUGGAGAAACUGGAUUCUUUAAACUCGUGUUCACAGCAAAACAUCUUCCUCCCAAGGAGCUUGACUUUGCUUUCACUGAUAAUUCCAAAGUACAAGAAGAAGAAAAGGAACUACAACAGAAACGACUAACUUUACUUUCCGAAUUAGACUAUCUGAAACAAGAAAUUAAGAAGGCUCAAGAAAACCAUCAAGAAAAUGAGUACAAGCUCAGUAAUUAUAGAAGUGCUCAACACGAGCUGUUGAAAGCCAUCAAAGAAUUUGAGUUGACUUUUGAAAACGAUGUUCCCAAUUUGGAGAAUACAGAAAAAAUGUUGACCCUUCUCAAAAAGAAGAUUGAAAUCAAAGCUCAAAACAAUAGAAAGACACGAGAAUGCAAUGUUGGUCUCUCCGAAAAUAAGGCCCUGCAAAAAAUCAAACAACUUCAAAAAGAAUCAGAUAGUGGUAUUGUUGGAAUUCUCGGGGAAUUGGGCUAUAUCGACAAUGAAAAACAAAAUGACACCAUUUCGCGAAUGAUUGCCGAUAAGAUGCAAUGCAUUGUCGUUCAAGAUCAAGCAAGUAUGGACAAGGUUCGAAAAGCUCUCGAACCCUUCCCCAACAAAUUACCAAUUCUUCCUCUAGAUAACAUUUUUAAAUGUCCCAAAGGUCUCGAUAAUUACGGUAAACUGAGAUUGGAUCCUAUUGGUGAUAAUGUGGAUGGCUUUGUUGGAUAUGCUGUUAAUUUAAUUGAACUCGAUUCGAGAAAGGACAUGCUUCGACAUGCAUUUUGGAAUAUUCUUGGUCAAACUCUUGUUUUUGAGAGUUUUGAAAAGGGAUUGCAGUUCAGAAAGAAACGACUGGAAACAAAUACCAAUACUCCAAUUAUUAUUUGUUUGGAUGGUGAACGUAUUGAAUCAACAGGAAUUGUGUACGGAGGUGCAAAAUCAAAUGCUCCUCCUGUAUUUAGAUUUGGCCAAACACCAAUUUCUGAAAAUCCUGAAAUCAAGCUUCUCCUAGAAAAGAAGAAGAAAGUUGAAGAAUUUAAAAAGUUAUUGAAAGAAACAAUUUCUUUCGAGAAGGGAGAGUACAAACAAUCAGAACAGGCACGAGACGAAAUCAUUUCAAAACAUCAACCUGAACUUGAGCACAUUGAAGAGGAACUUGCAGCCGUUGAGGAAGGGUUGAGAAAUAUAAGGCAAGGUCUCGUCUUGUCAAAAAAGAAGAAGGCUUCAGGUUACCAAAACACGACUACAAAAAACAAUGCACAACAAAAGAAGGGAGGUGCUGGCUCAAAAUCAACGUCCAAUGCAGAAACACCGAACAAGAAAAAGCACCAUUCAACACCUCCUUCUGAACCCUCUUCACCCAUUCUCUUCUCGCAGUCACAACGUUCUAUGAUGCAAGAACAAGGUGAAAUGGACGACGAUAUUAUUGAGGAGUAUCCAGAGAGUGACCGAGAUGAAAUUGAAGAGUUUCCAUCGGAUCAAGAAGACUCAAGUCCUCGCAAACAACAUAAAUCAAAAAAGAGUGGAAAAGCCAAAAAGGUCACUCGAGAAUCUUCAUCGAGCUCUCAAAAAAAGAAGAAGAAGGAUUGA
Molecule: messenger RNA, 7161 nt
Organism: Naegleria fowleri
Lineage: Eukaryota; Heterolobosea; Eutetramitea; Acrasida; Naegleriidae
Exons: 1
Coding region: 1-7161 (2386 amino acids)
Biological process (GO): chromosome organization; double-strand break repair
Cellular component (GO): chromosome
Molecular function (GO): protein binding; ATP binding
Source: RefSeq, a predicted model, not a curated record